GAUCCAUGGCUCACUAUUACUUUUUCCUUUGUACCCUCCUUACCUUUUCAUUAUCUUUUUAUGGAAUAUCCGCCGCAAACCACCAAGUAACUAACUUCGCUGAGAAAACACCUGGUGGAAUCCGUUUCACCAAAGAAAUCGGAAUUCCAUUCACAAAGACACUAAUGGGUACCAUUAAUAACUACAUAUGGACCACCAUCUUGCAACAAAGCGAUCCUGCUGACCGAAAGCCUGUGCCGACUGUGAACAUUUAUAUCGUAGACUUCAAAGGAGCCGAAGCAAUCACUUGGGGUGAUAAUAUUAAUGUUAGUGCUGUUUAUCUACUAGGGUAUCAAGGGAACCUGAAAUGGGAAUUCACGUCCCUCUUGUACCAUGAAAUGACUCAUGUUUUUCAAUGGAAUGGCGAGGGUAAAGCUCCUACAGGCUUGGUAGAAGGGGUGGCAGACUAUACGAUUUUAAAAGCAAAUUAUUUCCCACCCGCUUUUGCAAAACCAGGAACUGGUAAUAAAUGGGACCAGGGGUAUGAUUUCACAGCUCGUUUUCUCGAGUAUUGUGAUGGGAUUACCCCAGGGUUUGUGGCAAAGCUAAACAAAAAGAUGAGGAAAACUUUUGACGUCAAGUUUUUUCAAGAGUUGACAGGAAAGCCCUUGGAUACACUAUGGAAGAAUUACAAGGCUAAAUAUGGGAAUAUAAAACAUGGUGAUGAAAUAACUGAAUUUGUUAAUUGAAAAUAUAUUAAAACUGGUUUCUUUACGAAUAGUAAUUAUAACAGGUCGCAAGAUAUCAAAAAAAAAAAAUGUUAUGUUGGUUUUUUAUUAAACAAGAAACGUAGGUGUUCCUUGGAAGAUCUAUUUUUAUGUGAAUACUAGAAAAAAUAACAAAAACCUUCACUCGCAACAUGAUGUCUCGAAAUAUAAAUAAUGUAUAGAUCGUUGAAUGAUGAAUAAUGAUGUAAUAGAUCUUUAGUUAGGAGAUAACUAGUUGAUGCUUAUCAGAAAUGCAAAUCUAGCUAGUGUUCUUCUAUCAUAA
Messenger RNA from Lactuca sativa (garden lettuce), 1029 nucleotides. RefSeq lists its product as uncharacterized. Lineage: Eukaryota; Viridiplantae; Streptophyta; Magnoliopsida; Asterales; Asteraceae. The record is from RefSeq and is a predicted model, not a curated record.